AUGAAAGCCGAUGCAGCAUUACUUCAGAGCAUAUGCAAGGAGUCCCAGGACCCCGACUUCUGCAAUAGGACUCUAGCCACAGACCCACGUGUUGCAGCAGCCAACUUGGAUGCUUUAGCCCUGAUAUCUAUUUCUUUGCCCACUAUUCAAGUGCAAGGUACUUUGGACAACAUUCCUGGCAUUCUUCGUCAAACCAGUGACUCACUUGGUAAGCAACGACUUGGAGUUUGUCAGACUGAUUACAACGAUGCCCUGGGCCAGUUUCGAGGUGCUUACAAUUCAUCAAAUGCCAAGGCGUACAUGGAUGUGAUCAACUGGGUUAGAGAUGGAACCAAUAGGGUUAUAGAUUGUGAAAAUAUUUAUAAAAGAGAUCCUAUUAGGGUGUCACCUAUAACAACUGAUAACCACAAUGUUAUUAAACUUGAGCAAACCCAACUAUCAGUCGAUCAAAAUCUCACAAAUACUAUGAUUCCACCAAAGGCAAGGUACGCUUCUAAAACCUCACUUCUGCCUUUAAACUCUGCUGCCCUUAUCCAUCCCUUUUCCUCUUCCUCCUCCUUCCUCUCCUCCUCCCAAAUCGAUGCCAUUGAAGCCAUUUAUCCUAUCGUUGUUCGAGGAUUGGUUCCUGUGUUUGAUACUGAUGGCUUCAAUGCUUUGUUGCGGGCAUUAUGUGAAGCAAAGACUUUGGUUGAUGCCAAAAUAGUUUACCAUAGAUUGCUGAAAGAUUUUGUGCCAAAUCUGCUAACGUUUAACAUACUCAUUUCGGGUAGUAAAUCAGUGGACCAAAUGGAGCUGUUCUUUGAGGAAAUGAGAGAAUUUGGUGUCAGCCUUACUGUUGUUUCAUAUGACUCUUUGGUUGACAAGUAUUGUAGACGCAACGAGAUUGAAAAAGCGUUCGAAGUAGUUAAGAAAAUAAGAGAAGAGGGUGUCUUGCCAGACGCAGUCACUGAGUCACGUAUACUACCAUCAUUGGAGGGGCGGGGCAUUCGGAUAUUAUCCGAAUGUGGUGGCAUAAAUGCUGCUAUUAAGGGUUAUUGUACAGCAAACAGGGUUGAUGAUGAUGCUUACAAGUUAAUGGGGAGAUGGUUGUUUAAGAAGCACAUAACGGUAGAGAUGGCGUUGUCUCUGCGGAAGGACAUGAUGGAGAAGGCUUUUGGUUCUUGCACUUCACCAUCUGAUGAAUUGUUUUGA
Messenger RNA from Dovyalis caffra, 1191 nucleotides. Lineage: Eukaryota; Viridiplantae; Streptophyta; Magnoliopsida; Malpighiales; Salicaceae. The record is from the annotation of a GenBank genome assembly.